This is a messenger RNA of Symbiodinium pilosum, 536 nucleotides long. The record is from the annotation of a GenBank genome assembly. Lineage: Eukaryota; Dinophyceae; Suessiales; Symbiodiniaceae.
GGUUCAGCCACCUCUCUGUCGCCAGCCAUGCCAAAGAGCUACGAGCGGAAACUCCGGGAGGCAGAGGAGCGUCGCAGACCCAGGGUGCAGGAAGAGGCCUACAAGGCCGUGGAGGGCAAAACACAGAAGAUGAUGCUGGGUUUCGACCACCCAGAGACUCUACAGUUUGAGAUGCAGUUGACGUGGGUCGAGGACACAUGGACGGUAGAGCAACUCCAUGACCACCUGAUGUCAGAAGUUCGGCGGCUGGACGCUGAAUACAGGCGCAAGCCGCUUCGGGGCAACUACUCGCAGAAAUACCUCUGGUUUGACCGGUUUGUCCUGCGGCCUCGAGUGCAGGGACGUGAGCUGACUCUGCAAGACUAUGGCAUCGAGCCUGGCUAUCGUGUGAAAGUCAGCCCGUUUUACCAGUCCGAACAGAUGUGGGGCCAGCCAUUUCCCUUUGACCACAGUAAAGAGCGGCCCCCCGACCAGAUGAGCCCUUGCGAGGAUCCAAAGCUAUUGGUCCGCCUGGAUAAGGGCAGCGGCGACUUCUC